AUGCCUGUAUAUAGAAAUACUCCAAUUCAUCGUAUUGUUCCGGGAUAUUGGUGCCAGGGUGGAGAUGUAGUGAAAUUUAAUGGCCUUGGUGGUACAUCCAUAUAUGGAGAUAGUUUCAAGGACGAAAAUUUCAAUUUGCGUCAUGCUGGUCCUGGUGUACUUUCUAUGUAUAAAACCAAUGAUAUGAAAGAAAAUAAUUCUAAAUUUAAUCUGACAUUUAAAACAUUGAAAACAAUGGAUGGUAGAAGAGUAGUAUUUGGAAAAGUUGUAUCCAAUCUUUCUGUAAUCUAUAAGAUUGAAGAAUAUGGCACAAAAUCUGGCAAGCCAAUAAAAUCUAUUAUCAUAUCAAAUUGUGGAGUUCUAUCAUCAAAAAGCAAUAUUCAUAAAUAAUAAAAAUGGUCUAGUGGUAUGUCAAUAUUUAUCCUUUAAU
Vespula vulgaris is the source of this 430-nucleotide messenger RNA. RefSeq names its product peptidyl-prolyl cis-trans isomerase A-like. The transcript is spliced from 2 exons. Gene Ontology annotation, biological process: protein peptidyl-prolyl isomerization. Bases 1 to 390 code for a protein of 129 amino acids. The record is from RefSeq and is a predicted model, not a curated record. Gene Ontology annotation, molecular function: peptidyl-prolyl cis-trans isomerase activity. NCBI's taxonomy places the organism in Eukaryota, Metazoa, Arthropoda, Insecta, Hymenoptera, Vespidae.